Messenger RNA from Myotis lucifugus (little brown bat), 4570 nucleotides. RefSeq names its product ring finger protein 125 (gene RNF125). Bases 212 to 871 code for a protein of 219 amino acids. Gene Ontology annotation, biological process: ubiquitin-dependent protein catabolic process; protein polyubiquitination. Gene Ontology annotation, molecular function: ubiquitin protein ligase activity. The transcript is spliced from 6 exons. The record is from RefSeq and is a predicted model, not a curated record. NCBI's taxonomy places the organism in Eukaryota, Metazoa, Chordata, Mammalia, Chiroptera, Vespertilionidae.
UGCUCAACCACUGAGCUCUGCUGACCGGGCCUCAGCUUGCUAUUUUCUUAGCUAACACUCAAAAUUCUACAGAGCAAACACCUAUUUCCCCCAAAUUGUAGGUAAAGUAGGAUGAAAGAGAAGAAAGAAUACAGUACCUAUCCUUAGGGUUAUCGUGUUAACUCCAUUUCUAGAAUGCCAUCUGACCACGUGGUCGGUGUUCUUUUUUUACAUGUGGGCAAUGCCUGUGGGGAGAACCUGUGAGCCCAGCCAGGUCUUGCUGGGGGAGGUAAGAGGCUGGCCAGCGCCGGGGGCAAACGGACCUUUCAUGUGGUUCUACAGCUCACAGUGUACAAGGUUCUGCCGCUCCUGUAUUGCCACCAGUCUGAAGAGCAGCAAGUGGACCUGCCCUUACUGCCGGGCGUACCUUCCUUCCGAAGGAGUCCCAGCCACGGAUGUGACCAGAAGGAUGAAAUCAGAGUUCCAGAACUGCGCCGAGUGCGGCACCCUGGUUUGCCUCAGCGAGAUGAGGGCACACAUAAGAACCUGUCAGAAGUACAUAGAUAAAUAUGGACCGCUCCAAGAACUCGGGGAGACAGCAGCAAGGUGUGUGUGUCCAUUUUGUCAGAAGGAACUGGAUGAAGACAGCUUGCUGGAUCAUUGUAUUAAUCAUCACAGAUCAGAAAGGAGACCGGUGUUCUGCCCACUCUGCCGUUUAAUACCCACUGAGAACCCAAGCAGCUUCAGUGGCAGUUUAAUAAGACAUUUGCAAGUCAGUCACACUCAGCUCUAUGAGGAUUUCUUAGAUUUUAAUAUAAUUGAGGAAGCUCUUAUCCGAAGGGUAUUAGACCGGUCACUUCUGGAAUAUGUGAGUCACUCAAACACCACAUAAUGUCGUGAAAAGGAGAAGGAAGGAGACCAUACAGUUGCACCAUUUGUUAAGAUGCUGCUUGAACAGUUGGAGGGGAAUUGUCGCUGUCUGAUGGGCAGGAAUGUACAACACAGUUCUCUCGCAUUUUAAAACUGCUUUUAUCUUGAUGGUUUAAAUCUGUUUUACAUCCGUGAGCCUUUUAGAUGCUCAGUAAACAAAGAGUCUCCAUUAGCCAUUAAUAUACUAUGAAAGAGAACCUAAGGCUGGGAUUGGUGGGUGAAGGAUCUUUAUUUGCAAACUGGAUGACAGUAUGUGUAACGCUACUUAUUAAUAAACAGCAUCAUGGUAGGGCAAGAUAACUAAUCCUUGUUCUAUGUAAAAAGAUGGAACGUGAAACCAAUUGUGGACAUGCAAGUGCUCAUGUUCUAAUCACUAAUAGAAUAACAUGAAUAACUUUGUAUGGUAGGGAAGGAAAAUUUUGGAAGUCGAUGAAGUCCAUUUAACCAAAUUGUAUAACAUGAUGUAACAAAAUUAAUUUCAUGUUAGGAAUGUAUGCCUAAUUCUUUUACUUUUUAUAACUGCAUACCUAAGAAUUUAAUAUCCUAUUUUUCAAAUGUUUGUAGCUUAUUUAGGAAUAUUUCUGUAAUGUAGGCAAGUUCUUAAGAACCGUCAGCUGUUAUUGAUAGUAGAGGUAUUCACAUCCAUAAUUCUUAGUGGAAAAUCCAAAGGGCUUUGAUGUUAUUUUUAUUUCCGCCGUUAGAAAAAUUAUAAAAAAAUACUGAAAACCCAACAAAAUUAUAGCUCAUCACGUUAUGAUAGGCAAGCACUCUUGUCAGCCACCCUGGAUGUCCUCUGCGUGUCCUGUCACCGUUCACAAUGCUCGUCCCCCACCCCACAAAAGUAACCAUUACAUUGAUUCCAGUAGUAAUCACUUCCUUGUGCUUCUUUAGUGUUUGUGUAUCUCUACACACUGUUUUUUAUCUUCUUCAUUUAAAAUUGUUAUGAGAUGUAUCGUUUACAUCCCUUUUUUACACGUUUCCCCGUUCUUUCUUUUUCUUAAAAUUUACCAAUUGGAGAACCUGGUCUUAUGAUUCACAGUUUCCCACAGUCUGUAUUGUAUUGAUUGCAGGCUCAUGGCACAAUUCAGCAUGUUCCUCUGUCCUCUGGACAUUGACACAUGGGUCCAGAGGUUUGAGCAGACUUUUGGCAAGACUGUCCAGUUCAGUCUUUUUUUGUGACAUCGGCUAAACUUGACACUCGGUGCCUAGAUCCAGUGAUUUAUUGUGGGUUGGAGAGUAUCCUAAUGCUAUCAUUUCUUUUUUGUGUGUUACUUGGAACAUUUUUUGUAAAAGAGAUGUUUCCCCACAUCUGUGAUUUGGUUAACCAGUGGUAAUGUUCAUGCAGGAAAAGAAAAAUAACUACUUGAAUUUUUCCCUUUAUUUACCAAUUUUUAAGAUAAACUUUUCCCUAUCCUCUUCCAGUGAUCACUCUUUUUAACAGCAUUGUGAACUAACUUAUGAAUUCACACAUAUUGCAUAGACUUCAAUCCACUUUAAAUAUUCCCUUACUGAAGCUCAGAUAGCCCUGUCUUUGGCCAUUGGGUGUCUCACCACGUUGCCUCUGAAUCCUUUUGAACCUACUCUCGAAAUCUUUGGUGGCUUCCUUGCCGUCUCACAAUAUUCCAGGCCCAGCUUGUAUGUUUCCUGCCCCAGACCUGGAAUCGGCCAUUUGCCAAGGAGCCUGGUCAUUUUCAGUGAGAAAUGGCAUUUCCACGCUCUGCUCGGGACGGUUAUGCUCAUUGCAACCAGACUUCCCAUUGUUUCUGGAAGGGAGCUAAGAAAUAGCUUUGUCUUUUAAAGAUAAAACACUUCAUGAGUUUAUUUUUAAAAAUAUAUAUUUUUAUUGAUUUCAGAGAGAAGGGAGAGGGAGAGAGAGAGAAACAUCAGUGAUGAGAGAGAAUGAUUGAUAGGCUGCCUCCUGCACACCCACACUGGGGAUCGAGCCCCCAACCCGGGCCUGUGCCCUGAUGGGGAAUUGAACCAUGACCUCCUGGUUCAUAGGUGGACGCUCAGCCACUGGGCCACACUGGCCGGGCCAUGAGUUUAUUUUGAUACUUUCAAAUCAAAUGGAGUACUACAACCUAAUCCUUUUUUUUUUAAACCAUAUUUCCAUUUUUUCUAUACUGAGAAUUCUGGUUUUCCAAGACGGGCCACGAUAAAAUUAGAAUAUCACACAGAUAUUCAUUUCUUUUAUUACCUUACACAUGCAACAGUUUCAGAGUAACAAUACUAAUACAACUACCACCAAUAUUUAAUGAAGACAAUUAAACAUUUUUUAUUUGCGCUCCCUAUCCUCCCCCUACUUUUUAAAGCUGUACUCUAUCAACAUUUUCGGAACAUUUUGGCAUGGCAUCACAUACUGUCCUCCCUCCCUCCUCCCCCAUUUAGUCUUAGAUCUUCAAGUAACUGUGUUCAGUGCUUGCCUAAUUUUAUAGUUUGACUGUUUUUCAUAUCUGACUUUUUAACGACGCAUCCAAACUUUUGUUUCUUACACAUAAAUGUACUCGUAAUCAUGGUGUCCCAAAUAUCUAUAGUAAACUAUCCAUUCCUCUUUAAAGUCUUGCUUAUGGCCCUGUCCCCCACUACAAGGGAAUUCGAACGACCUAAAGCCGGUGAAGUUGAGGGCUUUCCCUCCCCCUUGUAGAUGUUGACUUCACAGCUGUGAGCAAGUAACAGAUGUUUAGUUUCACAACCUCUUCCUCCACUUUGGAUGAGUCAUCCAAUAAAGCACAAAAGGAGGGAGGUAAUCAUCAGACUGAAAGUCUAUUUUUAGUCCCUAAAAAAUAAUUUCUGAGCAUCAGUACUGUCCAGGAAAUAAAUCUUUGUUCAUUUAGAGCCAUCCAAAAGGCAUCUUUAAAUCUUUAAAACUUGAAAAAAAUGUCAAAACUUUAAAUCCCGUAUUUUGCAUAAAGCUUUAAGUCACCCGUGGGGCUCGGUGCAGCAAUUCUGCACCCUGUUCCUGGAUUCCUCCGAGAAGUUUGCCACCUCCAGGACGCAUCAGGUGCUGGCCGCCUGCAUGAUUUUGCCUUCUGCAUUGUUUUGAGUUCUAAAAUGGUCAAGUGCAAAUAUUCAUUCUUUCACGGUGCCUUUAACCUUUUAUAUUAAAAAAAAAUCUUCUAAUUCAUUGUUUUAAAAAAUGAAAACCAAUAUUUGAAGCUGUUGACUACUAACAAGUUUCACGCUGUUCCUAGCGCCUGAGAUGCAACUUUUCCAGGGGCUUCUAAGGGAAAUCUGAGUCACGUUUCUCUUCAAGGCUAAACUCUUCCAACCCUGCGAAGCCUGUGGAGCUGUUCCUUUCAUGUACCUUCCCCCGGGCUUUGAACGUAGGCUGAAAGUGGGGUUCCGAGUCUGUGGCCCUAUGUUAAGACCCCGGUCACAGAUCCAGCUCCAACGAUGGCGCUUCACUGCGUUCAUGGGGUGCUCAGUCUUUCAUGUGGAAGUGAGCUUACUCCAGUGACUGAAUGCUGAGUGUGUAAUUUGUACCUUUAGGCAUUGAAGUUUUUUAAAAAGUCAUUAAGAGAUUCAUUCUUUCCUUAUGCAACUGCAAAAAAACAACUGUAUGAUCAGAAUUUAAAAUGUGCAGGUGUUUUUUUUUUCUUUCUUCUGUAAAAAUGUAUUGUGAGAAAUAAAGAAUGGCAGGACCAUUGCUUUCAUUAAAAUA